AUGGCUCGCUCCGUGCGAGGUUCUUCGGCGGCCGCUGCUGGCCGCGGUGACAGGUUUUAUUCUGCACCCUCGGAUUACAGGAUUUUGCUCCUGACAUUGCCUUCGGGAGAGAGCAUGCAGCAGUGUGUGUUUUUGCACGGUGACCUGGCAAAAAGACCAUAUCGUCUGGAAGAUUUUCGAGAGCUACUGGAAGAAGCGGGCAUCAUCAAGAACAUCACGGGUAUAGGAGCCUUCCAGAUGAACCACAUCUGGCUGGUCAAGCUGCACAGAAAGGCUGACAAGGAUGCUCUGGGGAAAACGGGUGGACUUCAGGUCAAAGGCGGCUUAUGCGCUGUCAUUGACCACAUCCAGCAAGACGUCACCGUGAAAGUCCACUGGGUCGACUUUGCUGUCCAAAACGAGAGCUUUCGGCAAGUGUUGAGCAACUUUGGUGACGUCCUUGAGAUUUCUAACGACAACUGGUCCGUCGCUGGCUUUGAACAUGAGACGUCCACGACGAGGGUGGUGCGAAUGAGACUUAAGGAAGGUGUUGUACUUGACGACCUGCCGCACCUUUUCAAGUUUGGAAGUUGCAGCGUCCUUCUUGUGGCCCCGGACGACGUACAAGAGAACAUAAUGGACGCGGAGGAAGCUGAAAAGUCUGCCCCCAACAGCAACAUCAAGGAACACGUAGGCGAGGUCCAGGAUACGGACGCCAAGAUAGCUGGAGGGACAAUGCCUGACAGCCAGGACUUGACGAAGGCAACUGAAGAGCGUGCGGAAACAGUCUGCACGCAGGAGGCACCGCUCUUAAGUCAAGCAAGUGAAGAGGAAGACCUGAGCGAUUGUACCGAGACCACUACCGAAGAAGAGAAAGCAGACGCUACGGGGGCGACCGCGGCGCGCGGGAAGCGUCUCAGAACGGGCAUUCCGAAGUUGACGGAGGAGAGGACCGAACGCAAGGUUAAACGCCUGGAGCCUGACCUCUCGCCUGUCCGAGUUCAUCACGUGCCCCUGCUCGCAGCCGAGUUUCCAGACGAAGACGUGCAUUCCUUUGUGUUGUGCUCAACAUGCCGCGGCGCACUGCAAAGGAGUACCAUACCGGCCCUCUCUCGAAGUAACGGUUACGUUUACCCGGUCAUUCCCGCUGGGCUACCUCCACUGAACUUGGUGAGUGAGCGUUUGAUUGCACCCCGUCUACCAUUCAUGCAAAUUCGUCGCCUCAUGAACGGCGGAGGACAGUAUGGCAUUGUGGGGCCCGUCGUUAACGUACCUGUUGAAGUGGACACCAUGGUUAAAUCGUUGCCGCGAAACAUUCACGAAGACCAUGCCAUCAAUGUCCACAUUAAACGCAGGAUUCUCAACAAGACAUCAUACCUCUCUGGCGUGGUGAAAAAAUCUCACUUGAAACCUUGGCUUGACGUCUUGUGUCGGAGUACGUUGUACAGGUACUUUGGUAUUACUCUUGACGCCUCCUCUUUAGACGCUCUUCCCGACGACGACGCAUUUCAACUGCUCGAAGAUUCCGUCGAAACUAUACCCCAGUGUCCCGACGUGCACAAUCCAGUGGAUGCAUGCGUGGCGCUUAACGCAUUCGAACAGUCCGUGGUGUGGGACGAAGAGCGCUACCUGGCCAUAGCUCCUGGUGAACACAGACAACCACUGAGCAUACUGUACGAUGAAAGAGCAGAAGAGUUGUCCUUCCCUCAGAUAUACCUUGGGGAGCCCCGGCGCGUAAAGGCAGAAGCUCAUCCCACGCCCUUUACAUAUGCCACCAGUGAGAUACGUCGCAAAGACCGUCGCGGUGUUUCGCCUCACCACAUCCUGUUCAUGGCAAUGAAAGUGCUCCGAUUUAGAGUCAGUCGCGGCCUGGCCGUCACAUUUCGCGUCAACGACGACACCGACAAAAUUACACGCCAAAUGCUUGAAGACGAACACUUCAUACAGGAUACCAUUGACCAAGACAUGGCCUUUAUGAAGGGCGUUCCCAACACGGUCCACUACUGGCAGCAGCGAAAGAAAGAUGUCUUCGCUAUGAUACGCCAGCUUGGCAAGCCGACUGCGUUCCUCACCCUGUCAGCCUCAGAGAUGCAUUGGCCUCGAUUACUCGCUCUGCUUGAGCGGUUGCGCCAGCAAGAUCCCACCUUAGAAGUGCACGUGUCGGAAAUGACAUCCAUAUACCGUGCUCAGCUCGUCAACAGUGACCCCGUGGUGUGCGCCAUUUACUUUAACAAGCUCGUGAGCGUCAUUCUAAAUGUCCUGUGUAGCCGCACUCACUCGCCUUUCAAACCUUACCGCGUCGUGGACUACUUCAAGCGCAUUGAAUUCCAGCACCGAGGUAGUCCGCACGCUCACAUCUUACUUUGGUUGGACAACGCACCGUGCGAAACCGUCUCCUCCGACAUGCCAGAAACGAUCCGCCUCGCAACGCACCUCGUGUCCCUCGAUACCUCUGUGUUGCCACGCCUGCGCACUCAAGUGCACCAACACACACACACCUGCUACAAGCGCGGAAACUCUCGUUGCCGUUUUGGCGCUCCUUUCUGGCCCACUGACAACACCAUGGUGCUACUUCCCUAUCCGCCCACACAAGACGAUGCCGAAGCCACGCGGCGCGUCGCACUCAAGGAACGCUUCUUGCAGAUGCACGCCGCUCUCGAAAGCACGCACUACGACAGCAUCGGCCAAUUCCUCGAGCACCAUGCAGUCACUACCGAGGAAGAAUACGUCUCCGUGCUCCGCGCUGGCGUGACGCGCCCGACCUUGUUUAUACAGCGAACAGUGCAGCAAAAGUGGAUCAACGUAUUCAAUCCGUGGGUCGCCUCCAUGCUCGACUCAAACAUGGACCUUCAGAUCAUCCUUGACGCCUACUCGUGUGCUGCUUAUGUAGUGGAAUACGUAAAUAAGUCCAAUCGCGGGGUUUCAAACCUGCACAAAGCCGUGUCGGACAUUUUGGCAGACACUCCAAACAUUCCUUAUGGCCAGGCUCUUCGGUUACUCGGCGUUAAGAUGCUCAAGGCUGUUGAGAUGAGUGCUCAGGAAGCUGCGUGGACACUCCUCCGACAGGAGAUGUCCGAGUCCAGUAGACGAAUCACCUACAUUGCCACAUGCCUACCGGAAGAGCGCACGCGCGUUCGCAAAACGCGCGCGCAGAUGGAAGCAGCCGGUCUCGACGCCGCGUCAACGGAUGUAUGGAAAUUUGGGGUGUUGCGCAGAUAUGAAGACCGCCCAGACAAUUUGCAAGACGUGUGCUUGGCAGACUUUGUGGCGCAUUACAACUUGCACACCUACCAAAAGCGCCGCGACCCAGCCGUCAUUCGUUACCGCUGCUACUCCAUCGACGAAUCACUCAACUACAUGCGGGAAGCAGUCACACUGUUCCUUCCUUUCCGCCGGGAAGUAGACAUUUUGGAUGGCAAUGCUUUUGAGCACAUGUACGCUGAGAACAUGGACGCCUUGCUGCUCAAAAGAUCUGAGUACGACAGUAAGUUCGACAUUCACCAGCUGCGCCACAUAUGCCUCCAAAUGUGCACCGACGACGCCCGUAGUAGCGAACUACACACUGCCACUGACCCACACCACGUUCCUUUGGUCGACCAAAACGACGACGAAGAUUUGCUCGGACCACCUGAUGCUAACUCCGUAGCGCCAAAAGGUCGUUGCGCCGCCGUCUGCACGCGUCAGGAUGUCAUGACCGGGGACGCCUACAGGGAAAUGAUGCGUCUCGCCAACAAGGAACAGUUAGAAGUUGUUCGCGAGGUGAUCCACCGCCUAACCACACCGACUUCUGACCCACUAAGAAUCUUCUUGACUGGUGUUGCCGGUUGCGGCAAGACCUUCGUUCUACGCCUAAUUAUGGAUGCCUACAACCGCUACACUAACACCGCCUCCACUUGCACGCACAACGCGUACGUCGCGUGCGCCACAACAGGCAAGGCAGCGGUCGCCAUCGGUGGGCUCACUGUACACGCCGCCUUCAAGCUCAGUAUGCGUGCCGACGGGGGCUUGCGCGACGGAGACCUCAACUCCUUCCGUACAGCGUUCACAAACGUCAAGUGCGUCAUUGUGGACGAAUGCAGCAUGAUGAGCAGCGACACUCUCGCACGUGUCGACGACCGCCUGCGACAGAUCACUGGCAACUACAACGACCCUUUCGGCGGUUUGGACUUCAUAAUCAAAACACGCAACAACAUCUUCAACACCCACGUCACUUGGCAUCACCUCUCCUACUUCCCGCUUGUGCAAGUCGUCCGGCAGAGCGACGCCAUAUUCUCCGCCGCACUCUCAAAGAUCGGUGAUGGUCAUGCACUCGAGAAGGAAGAAAUCGACAUGUUUCAGGCCCGCUUCGUUUCCAAACAGGACGCAAACUCCCGCUGUCCUCACGCCGUCCGGCUAUUCUACUCCAACAAGGAUGCCGAGGCGUACAACACGCACGACGCCGUCCAAGACGUUCACGAUAUUCACGAGGCUAAUGCCGACGACUCCAUCAUCGGCUACCGCACCGAUGCUGAGUGUGAGAGCGCAAAGCGUCGGCUACACUCACUUACCACAGCUGAGGUUGGUAACCUCCCUCGAAAACUCGUGCUAUGCUUAGGAAAGCCCUACAUGCUUACCCUAAACAUUGACGUGUCCGACGGCUUGGUUAAUGGGGCGGUGGGUCACCUCAACCACGUGCAGUUCGACGAAAUGGGCCACGCAAAACGUGUUUGGCUCCACUUUCACUGCCGAGCAACUGGCAACAUUGCUCGCCUGAAGGCCAACCCGAUUCGUCAAGUUGCUGGUUCUGUCGUACCUGUCGAUUCCGUCCCGAUAGAGCUGCGCACCGCCACUGUGACUUUGGACAGAAGAACGGGUGUGUCCUGUCGUCGCAAGCAGUUCCCCGUGAUGCAAGCGAGCGCUGUCACGAUACAUAAGUCGCAGGGCGGAACGUACAGCGAGGUGGUGUACGAUUACCACAAGCGCCAUCCCCAGAAACUAGUUUACGUUGCGUUGAGUCGAGCCACCACUCUGCACGGACUCUACUUGACCAACGCAGAGGAUGACUUCACCUUCUAUCACUGCAGAGAAAACCCGGAUCGGGCCUUGUCGGACGAAUUUCGUCGCUUACAAAACCAUAAGCUCAACACGAUCGCCGCCGAGUGCUUUGCCGUCCUCCACUCACCGCAUAGAUUAGCGAUAUGCAACAUCAACGUGCGCUCCUUGCCUGCACACGCCUUCGAUGUGUCGCACGACCAUGUCGUUCGCGAGGUACCAGUACUGUGCUUGUCGGAAACGUGGACGGACAGUGCCGUCGAAUUGCCCGGUUACAAGUGCGUUACCCUCGCAAAGCGACACGAGCGCCGAGCUGCUGGAGUUGCCGUGUACGAGCACUUCGGAGGAACCACGCUUUCACCGCGAAACGUUCCCUACCAACUCAACACGCUGCCCCAGAUGAGUUGUGGCGAUGCGUGUGCCAUUCAAACAUCACAGGGCUUCAUCGUCGCAGCUUGCUACCUAUCACCAGGAACCUCGCGGUCCGACGUCACCGACUUCUUUCUCCGUAAAUUCCGUGCGGUGUGCCUUGAGAAUGCGCCGGUCAUCAUCACUGGAGACUUCAACGUCAAUGUGCUUCGCCGUGAAAACGAGUGGCUUCUCGCGUUCCUUGAUGCCGAACUUGGACUUCGCCUCUUGUCGGACGUCACACAGCCUACUACGCGCAACAACACCUGUUUAGAUCUUGUGUUCGGAAAGGGCAUCCCAUCCCGAGUGCACUGCGUGACAUUUCCGACCUACUUUAGCGAUCACAAGCCGGUUCUCGUGGUCGUCGAGUGA
This is a messenger RNA of Dermacentor silvarum, 5790 nucleotides long. RefSeq lists its product as uncharacterized. The record is from RefSeq and is a predicted model, not a curated record. Gene Ontology annotation, biological process: DNA repair; telomere maintenance. NCBI's taxonomy places the organism in Eukaryota, Metazoa, Arthropoda, Arachnida, Ixodida, Ixodidae. Gene Ontology annotation, molecular function: ATP hydrolysis activity; DNA helicase activity. Bases 1 to 5790 code for a protein of 1929 amino acids. The transcript is spliced from 4 exons.